Phodopus roborovskii (desert hamster) is the source of this 2282-nucleotide messenger RNA. RefSeq names its product terminal nucleotidyltransferase 5B (gene Tent5b). Gene Ontology annotation, biological process: mRNA stabilization. The record is from RefSeq and is a predicted model, not a curated record. The transcript has 2 exons. Lineage: Eukaryota; Metazoa; Chordata; Mammalia; Rodentia; Cricetidae. The coding region runs from base 195 to 1478 and encodes 427 amino acids. Gene Ontology annotation, molecular function: RNA binding; poly(A) RNA polymerase activity.
UCAGCUGGGCCCCAUCCACCUGGCUCUAAGGUCUGUUAGUCCUAGGCGCCGACGGAGGUGUCCCCUGGGUUUACCUCGCCGCCGCCGGGCCCCGCUCCCCGCCCCCAGUCUCGGCCGCUGCGCAGCCACUCUCACUACUCUCCUUGACUUAACCAUUCCCGGGUUUCUGCCGUCGGGGCGCCGGGGCCGGGCGAAUGAUGCCGUCGGAGAGUGGAGCUGAGAGCCUGGAGCGGCCCGCUGCGCAAGUGGGGACGGAUGCGUCCUUGGCAGUGGCCAUGGCUGGGGCGGCCGGCGGCGGCCCGGACCCGGAGGCCUCCUCGGUCUCUCCGGGACGACACCAGAGCCGGCUGAGCUGGCCACAGGUGAAGCGGCUGGACGCGCUGCUGAGUGAGCCGAUCCCCAUUCACGGGCGAGGCAACUUCCCCACGCUGAGCGUGCAACCCCGACAGAUCGUGCAGGUGGUCCGCAGCAGCCUGGAGGAACAGGGAUUGCAUGUGCACAGCGUUCGAUUGCACGGCUCAGCCGCCAGCCACGUGCUGCACCCCGAGAGUGGCCUGGGCUACAAGGACCUGGAUGUGGUGUUUCAGAUGGACCUGCAGAGUGAGGCAUCCUUCCAGCUGACCAAGGCAGUGGUCCUGGCUUGCCUGCUAGACUUCCUGCCAGUGGGAGUGAGCCGGGCCAAGAUCACACCUCUGACACUCAAGGAGGCCUAUGUGCAGAAGCUGGUGAAAGUGUGCACAGACGUGGACCGCUGGAGCCUCAUCUCACUAUCCAACAAGAGCGGUAAGAACGUGGAACUCAAGUUUGUGGACUCGGUGAGGCGCCAGUUUGAAUUCAGCGUUGACUCCUUCCAGAUCAUCCUGGACUCCCUGCUGCUCUUUGACCAGUGCUCGCCCACACCCAUGUCAGAGGCCUUCCACCCGACUGUGACAGGCGAGAGCCUCUAUGGGGAUUUUGCUGAGGCCUUGGAGCACCUGCAGCACCGAGUCAUUGCCACACGAAGCCCUGAGGAGAUCCGUGGUGGUGGCCUCCUCAAGUACUGCCACCUCCUGGUGCGGGGUUUCCGUCCAAGGCCUAGCACUGACGUUCGGGCCCUACAGCGAUACAUGUGUUCCCGUUUCUUCAUCGACUUUCCGGACCUGGUGGAGCAGAGGCGCAUUCUGGAGCGCUACUUGGAGGCCCACUUUGGCGGAGCAGAUGCAGCCCGCCGGUAUGCGUGCCUUGUGACACUGCACCAGGUGGUCAACGAGAGCACCGUGUGCCUCAUGAGCCACGAGCGCCGCCAGACGCUGGACCUUAUCACCAUGCUAGCCCUCCAGGCGCUAGCUGAGCAGGGCCCUGCUGCCGCUGCUGCCCUGGCCUGGCGACGUGCAGGCUCUGAUGGGGUUGUCCCAGCCACAGUUAAUUACUACGUGACCCCCAUGCAGCCUCUGCUGCCCCGGGCUCACUCCUAUCCCACCUGGCUGCCUUGCAACUGACUCUCAUCUUGGCCAGAAGGCAAUGUGCACCAUGGGGGUGGGGCAGGUUCAUCAGGUAUGUGGGGAGGAUGUAACCAGACACAGGCCAUCCGUGGCAGCGGGCCUGGGACAAUAGGGUUGGGCCUUUGAACAGACCAGACUUUCCCUGCAUGAGGCUCCUAUGGGCUCAAAGCCAAGUCAGGUUCUUGACAGGAGAACCGUUUGGUCAUCACACCACACUCUUGGACCUGCAUGACUUGGGUCACGGAGGCUAACUUGUCUUGAAAAGACAAAGUCAGCUCUGGUGUUCAUGGGGGGAGCAGUCUCAGUAGAAACACUUUGGGUUAAUUUCUCUGGCCUAGAUGGGGUCAGCCCACAGGGGCCCCAGAAGCUCCUACGCUGGCUAAACUAUGACGUCAUAUGACUCACUUGGGGUCUAGCUGAAUGAUUCACAGAGCCUGGUGGCUCAUCUUCGCUGACCAUUAGGUAUGAGGCAGCUCCCUGGGUUUUUGGAGAGAUGGGAAUUCAGUCUCUUGAGACCUGCAUGAACUUCUUGAGGUGCUGAGGUAUAUAGUUUACAGGUUCUAAACACCCAGGAUAGGAUGCAUACACCUCCCAGCCUGUCACCCUCUCCCUUCCCUUGUGGCCCCUCAGGAACCUGCUGUCCGGACACUCAAUGCUGGGUUCAAGGUUGCCACAGUCAGCCACCCAUUUGCUUGGUUAUAGGAUUUUCACACAGCUGGGGGGAGGCCCUUCCCUCUUCCCAUUCCUCUGGACUGGUUGCUGUGCUACACUCUUCCCACCAAUAAAAAUUGUCUACACCGA